This is a messenger RNA of Adelges cooleyi (spruce gall adelgid), 1417 nucleotides long. It is a transcript of the gene Hao, whose product is annotated as 2-Hydroxyacid oxidase 1. The coding region runs from base 222 to 1319 and encodes 365 amino acids. Gene Ontology annotation, molecular function: FMN binding; oxidoreductase activity. The record is from RefSeq and is a predicted model, not a curated record. NCBI's taxonomy places the organism in Eukaryota, Metazoa, Arthropoda, Insecta, Hemiptera, Adelgidae. The transcript is spliced from 9 exons.
GACUAUAAAACUAACAACAAUUAUUAUUAUAACUUUGUUUGACCUUUGCGUUAUUGCCUUCUAAUCUUAUUAAAAAAGUAGGGAUACAUUUUCUAAUAAAAGUAGAAGAUGUAUCAAAAAACAAAAUGAUAACAUGUCCGUAUUUGCAACACCUACUAGUAUUUUUUCUUUAAAUCAAGUUGUUCAACGAAAAAUAUUUUUUUUAAAAACUUAAAGCCAAAAUGUCUAACAAAUUAACAAGUGUUAAAGAUUACGAGAACUACGCUGUCAAUACGUUGCCAAAACCGGUUCUUGGUUAUUACCAAGGCGGUGCUUGUGAAGAAUUUACUCUUUCCAUAAACAACAGAGCUUUUAAUAAAUUACGAAUAAUACCACGUAUGCUACGUAAUGUGCAGAACCGUGACUACAGCCUAACCGUCCAGGGAAACAAAGUACGGCUUCCUAUUGGUAUUUCACCGUGUGCAAUGCACAAGAUGGCACACGAGGACGGAGAGUGUGCAUCGGCUAGAGCUGCCGGUAAAUACGGAGCAAUAUUUAUCCUUUCGACAUUAUCCAAUUGCAGUUUAGAAGAGGUAGCUCACGCAGCACCAGACACCGUUAAAUGGUUUCAACUUUAUGUUUACAAAGAUAGAGCAAUGACAAUAUCUUUGAUCCAGCGAGCAGAGAAAGCCGGGUACAAAGCGCUUGUACUUACUGUCGAUACGCCUGUUUUUGGAAUACGAUACAGAGAUAUAAAAAAUAAUUUUAGCUUACCAAGUCACUUAAAAUUAGGAAAUUUCUCUGAAGAAAAUUCUAAAAUGUCCAAAACUGAUGGCUCUGGUUUGACAGACUAUGUAAUGAAGUUGUUCAAUGAUCAAUUAGUGUGGGACGAUGUAUUAUGGCUUAAAAGAAUUACAAAGCUGCCAAUAAUUAUCAAAGGUAUCCUUAGCGCGGCAGAUGCUAGAAUCGCUGCUGAUUUAGGAUGUAAUGGAGUGUUUGUUUCAAAUCACGGAGGAAGACAACUUGACACAUCACCAGCAACAAUUGAAGCACUUCCCAGUAUCGUGCGAGAAGUUGGACACCAAGUCGACGUUUAUCUUGAUUGUGGUAUAAGACAAGGUACCGAUGCGUUCAAAGCUUUAGCUCUUGGCGCCAAGAUGGUGUUUUUGGCUCAACCAAUAUUGUGGGGUUUAACUUAUAAUGGCCAAAAAGGAGCUGAAGAUGUCUUUGGUUUAAUUAUUAACGAAUUCGACAAUGCUAUGGCAUUGACAGGAUGUCGGAAACUAGAUCAAAUAAAAAAAGAAAUGGUAGUGCACGAAUCAGUGUUCUCUAAAUUAUGAAAAAAAACUAGUUACCGUAUUUCAAUAAUAGAUAAUUUUUUUUAAUAGUAAAUAUGUUUAUACAAUUUUGUUUUUAAUAAAUUACUUUAAUUACAAAU